Molecule: messenger RNA, 568 nt
Organism: Ornithodoros turicata
Lineage: Eukaryota; Metazoa; Arthropoda; Arachnida; Ixodida; Argasidae
Exons: 6
Coding region: 27-521 (164 amino acids)
Source: RefSeq, a predicted model, not a curated record
UUGACAUCAGAUAGAGAUCUGCCGCAAUGGUUCCUAUUGUAAUACUUCUACUUUGGAGUUCAACAGUAACAGCAUCGCCAAGGGGAAAGGCGAACUCUGACAAGUUCCUUUUGUGCGGUGAAAAAUUCAGCGUCAUUACUGUGUCAAAGGCAGCAUUCUUGGGUUCGAGGCUCUUCGAAGCAUGCGGCAAACAAAUCAUGACUGAUUUUCAGUAUCCUGCUUCACUGAUACAGAAGGGGAUCACACUGGCCUGUUUCGCUAUCCGUGCAUGCUACGAUAAAUACAAGACUGUGAAAGAUGAGGACAUGAAAAAGUUCAAGAACCAAAUUGCGAGCUGUGUCCCUGUAGUCUUCAUCUCUAUUGGCAACUUGAACAAGCACUAUGUCAAGAAUACGACUAUGGAUUACGAGAACCUCAUACACGCAGUUAAAGAUUGCUUCCAAGACAACGACCUUGUCCCGGAAAAACCCGAGAUUGCGUUGGCAAUGGUUCGAUGGUAUCGUGCCACAUUCUUUCGUUAACAUAACAUUGGUUUGACUUGUGUUUGCAAAUAAAAUAUUUCAUUACA